Messenger RNA from Sesamum indicum (sesame), 1360 nucleotides. Its product is annotated as Polyketide synthase, enoylreductase family protein. Lineage: Eukaryota; Viridiplantae; Streptophyta; Magnoliopsida; Lamiales; Pedaliaceae. Gene Ontology annotation, molecular function: oxidoreductase activity. The record is from RefSeq and is a predicted model, not a curated record. Gene Ontology annotation, cellular component: mitochondrion. Gene Ontology annotation, biological process: fatty acid metabolic process.
GUUAUAAUAAUUAAUAAGUUGCGGGACGGGAUAAUCGAAUUUCAGUCCAACAAUGGCGACAGCGAGACUCGUACACCUGAAAGCUGCGCUCCACCGGCGCACAUGGGCAUCGUCGCCUGCGCCGCCGCCGGCUCUUUUCCGCCUCCCAAACAUAGUCGUGCGAGCAUUUUCCACCACCAUGUCUCCGCCGUCCAAGGCCAUCGUCUACGACGAGCAGGGUUCUCCCGACGCCGUAUGCAAAGUGAGAGAACUCCCCCCGGUUCCAAUAAAGGAUAACGAUGUUUGCGUCAGGAUGCUCGCUGCUCCAAUUAAUCCCUCCGACGUUAAUCGGAUUGAAGGAGUAUAUCCAGUGAGGCCUCCGGUACCUGCUAUUGGUGGCUAUGAGGGGGUGGGAGAGGUACAUGCUGUAGGCCCUGCGGUUAAGGGGCUUGGUCCGGGCGAUUGGGUCAUCCCUUCUCCACCUUCUUCAGGUACAUGGCAGACGUAUGUUGUCAAAGAGCAAAGUGUAUGGCAUAGAAUUGAUAAGAGCACUCCUAUGGAGUAUGCUGCCACUAUAACUGUAAAUCCUUUGACUGCCCUGAGAAUGCUUGAGGACUUCGUGGACCUAAAAUCAGGAGAUGCUGUUGUUCAGAAUGGUGCUACAAGCAUCGUGGGGCAGUGUAUCAUUCAGCUUGCACGGGUUCGAGGUAUCCACUCUAUUAACAUUAUCAGGGACAGGGCUGGAUCCGAUGAAGUAAAACAAAAGCUCAAGGAGCUCGGUGCAGAUGAAGUGUUUACUGAGAGCCAGCUGGAUGUUAAAAAUGUGAAGAGCCUGCUGGCUGAUAUACCAGAACCCGCAUUAGGAUUUAACUGUGUUGGUGGAAAUGCCGCUUCGUUGGUUCUUAAAUUCCUGAAGUAUGGUGGAACUAUGGUUACAUAUGGUGGAAUGUCGAAGAAACCUAUAACUGUCUCCACUUCAUCUUUUAUAUUCAAGGACUUAUCCUUGAGAGGAUUUUGGUUGCAGAAAUGGAUGAGUUCUGAAAAAGCAAAAGAGUGUAGGGACAUGAUAGAUUACCUUUUGAGUCUGACCCGCUCUGGUGAACUGAAAUACGAGAUGGAGCUGUGUCCUUUUGAUCAGUUUCCCACAGCAUUGGAUAAGGCCCUUGGAAAGCUAGGAAGUCAACCCAAGCAAGUGAUCAAAUUCUAACUUCGAUAAAUUAUAAAGCAAAAAGGGAUUCCAGAUGACAAUUUGUAUAUUGUAGUCAGGACGAAGGUUUUCUUUGUUCAAGUCAAAGAGGGCACAGAAGAGCUGUAACCCAACAAGCAUUUCAUCAGAAUAGAUUUCCCUUUGAAUUGAACUCCCAUUUCCGCGUCUUGAUCU